Messenger RNA from Closterium sp. NIES-65, 1014 nucleotides. Lineage: Eukaryota; Viridiplantae; Streptophyta; Zygnematophyceae; Desmidiales; Closteriaceae. The record is from the annotation of a GenBank genome assembly.
AUGCUUCGCUUAACCGUGAAUCCCUCUGGCAAGUGCCUCAAGUGCGGCAUCUGUUGGCUCUACCCGCCCGGCACGGCGCCACGGUGUGAGAUGCAGCUGGACAACAACAACGGUUACCGCAUCAAGUACAACUGCUCGCGCAUCGGCGGCAGCUGCCCAUACACCAAGAACGACCCACAUUUCCAGGGCGUGCAAGGUAUGCGAUUCGAGUUAAACGGCGCUCCGGAGAAGACGUUCUGCUUGCUGACAGACCGCAACGUGCACGUGAACAUGCAGAUGCGCGGGUACUACGACACGCGCACCGUCGGCGCGACGGUUCUGCGCAACGGGAAGGCGGUGCGCACAUGGAUCCGCGCGCUCGGGUUCGUGUGGCGUGCAGCGGUGGGGGAGGCAGAGCACAAGUUCCGCGUGGUGGCGUGCGCAGGGAAGCAGCAGGAGCGCGGGGACGGGUUCCUUUCGGUGGCGGAAAUGGACAGGGAAGCCAUUCCGCGGAUGACCCAGCCAGGCGAGGCGCUCUCUCUCCCCAGAGGCCUCACGUUCACGUUCUUUGGGAUUGAAUCCGGCAGCGCGUUCGUUAAGGACGUGUACCAUGUGACUAUCGCGGGGCUUCUAGAGAUGGAGAUCAAGCUGCGCGUCGCGCACCCUCUGUUGCAAAUAGCUGAGGACGCGGAGACACACAUCAACGUGGCAUUCGACGCUGUCGAAGCGACCAAUCAGGUGCACGGAAUCAUGGGGCAGACGUAUCGCGAGGGACGCGGGAAACGUGCCAUGGAUUACAACACACUCGCCCACGCGCUGGGGCGGCUCGUCGCGGCGGAUGCGGCGGAGGGAGCGGGGUUCCUGGAUGGGGAGACGGCGGAUUACGAGUCUACUUCGGUGCUCGCUGCGGACUGCCGCUUCUCCGCCUUUCACGGCAAGGUGCUUCCCCUUCCACGCACUCAGUCGAAUCGCCCCAGAUGGUCGCGGUCAGGCUGGCUUGGUUGUCCCCAAGUCAAUUCGUGGUGUUGUACCUGA